Panicum virgatum (switchgrass) is the source of this 938-nucleotide messenger RNA. RefSeq names its product TIR-only protein-like. The record is from RefSeq and is a predicted model, not a curated record. The transcript has 2 exons. Gene Ontology annotation, biological process: signal transduction. The coding region runs from base 1 to 699 and encodes 232 amino acids. Lineage: Eukaryota; Viridiplantae; Streptophyta; Magnoliopsida; Poales; Poaceae.
AUGGCGUCGCCGUCGUCGUGCGGGCAGCAGCAGCGGAGGUCCGCGGCGAGCGGGCCGUCCGCCAUCGCCUCGCGGCUGAACGCGUCGGCGGCGGCGGCGGCGGGGAACGCGCCGGCAGCCGCGCGGUGGACGGCGCGCGCCGACGACGAGGACGAGGCGGCGCCGAGGACGUACGACGUGUUCAUCAACCACCGGGGGGUCGACACCAAGCACAACGUCGCGCGCCUGCUCUACGACCGCCUCGAGCACCUCAGCGGCGGCCGGGUUCGCUCCUUCCUUGACAACAUGUCCAUGCGCCCCGGGGACAGGCUCGGGGAGAGCAUCGACGAGGGCAUCAGGCAGUGCAAGGUCGCCGUCGCCAUCUUCUCCAGGAGCUACUUCGACUCGGAGUUCUGCCUCUACGAGCUCGCCUCCAUCGUCGAGGCGCGCAAGCUCCUCAUCCCCAUCUUCUACGGCAUCAAGCCCUCCGAGCUCGUCCUGCCGCCGUCCGUGGAGGAGUCCAAACACAACGCCCCCAAGGACAUCGAGCGCUUCCGCCUCGCGCUCCAGGAGGCCAAGUACACCGUCGGCCUAACCUACGACCCCGCCACAGGGGACUUGGCCGAGCUCGUGUAUACGGCAGCGGACGCAGUGAUGGACAGGAUCAAAGAAAUGGAUCGCAGGGUGCCGCAACGGCAGAUGAUCGUAUCCAGGUUGUAACCUAGCUUGAACGGAACAUACUACAUCAACUACCUUAUAUUCAGACCAGCUGCGAGCUAGCUGGCCUGCGUCAUCAGUUAACGACCGGACACAUGCAUGGUGAAUAAUUCGUGCAGUAACUCAUUAACAUCGAGCGGAUUGGCUCAUUUUUUUCUUUUUUUUUCAAUGUAAUUGAUUUGAUUUUUUUAUAAUUUAGUCAUUCUUUUCAUAAAUUUGGGGAUACUACUGUAGAAAUGUAU